CCGAGGGCAAGGGUGGCGUCAUGGAGGGGCCGAAGGAGCAGCUGACACCACUUUAUCAGUGCCUCGACUUAGAGGUGGACAUUGACAAGAGCUUCUUGAGAGGACGCACGUCCAUCUGGCUCUUGCAUAUUCCCUCGCAUGGGCGGUAUGACAGCUACCCCACGGAGAUGAAGCUACACUGCCGGCAGAACGAUAUUAAGGUUACCAAGGUGAACGGGUGCCUGUGCGCGUCAACAUACCUGGAUAGUCUGGAGGAGGUUGUCAGCCCAGAGGGUUACCGGGAUGCCGAGGCCUUCGAUAUCUGCUACAGAGCGAAGCUGUGGGCGAGCUCCCAGAGUAACAACGGCGAGCUCAAGAUCCAGGUGCCGGCGAACUCCCAAAAGAUCCCCCAGCUACCCCCAGAGACGGCACCGUCAGCGGCCCGCGCCCGGCGGGACGAGACCGCUCGCCUCAUACACAAGUCGCGCCAGGUGGAGGAACGGAGGGAGACCAAGCGAAAGCAGGGCUCGCGAAGCGGCUUUGCGCCGCAAUCUCCGGAAAUCUCGAUGAUGUCACCCGCCCACCCUUCUCCUGGUUCCAAUGCCAACAUGGACUCCCCAGCACCGAUGGAUGUGGCAGAUUCCUCCGACGAUGACAACUACGAUGGCCAUGUCGAAUCGGCAACCGUGGAAGCACACCGCCAGCGCAAGAGGGAGGAGCACGCCAAGGUCAUUUGCGUUGAGGUGGAGUGGGAGCUGCUGCACCCCCGCUCCGGCGUUGUUUUCAAGGCGGCCAGGGAGGGCUUCAGCGCUAACCACAUGUACACCACCUACUCCCACGCGCCCAUGGACAUGGACGGGCCGAGGUGCUGGUUCCCUUGUGUCGACCAUGCAUCUAUUCUCAUCUCGUACGACGUGACGGUCCGAGUGGCAUCUCCCAAGAUCACCGCUGCCUUCAACGGCAGGCUGCUGGAGAGCACCACGCUCGACGAUGACGAUGGUGAUGACGGCGAUGCCGGUGCCAACGGCGGCACCGACGGCAUGGCUGUUAGAAAGAGAACUAGUUACUCCACUUGCUAUCGGUUCUCGACGGAGACUCUAACGGCCGCCCGGGCUGUCGGGCUCGCCGUUGGCCGUUUCGCUGCUUGGGACGUGCCGCAUUCCCCUCGCGUGAAGGGAUUGGUGCUGAAGGCUGCUUCUGCGGGGGGUGGGGGAAGGGCAGGCACCAUGAAGUCCGAGCGUAGAAGGGCGGUGGACAAUAGCUUGAUUGCGGCGGCGGGAAGUUUGCUUGCACACGUGCCGGCCGCCGUUUCGUUCCUCGAGGACUGGCUUAAGGCCGAUUACCCCUUCAAACGGUGCACGCAGGUUUUUGUGGAGGGACUGCCGGACGUGUUUGCGCCGUUCGGUUCCCUAUGCCUGCUCAAGGCCGAGCUGCUGUGCACUGAAGACGACAGGAUUCCUGAUGGUGACCUCCCUGGAGACGCGAGACUGUCAGCGGUAGAGGUGUUACUUUACGGCUGGGUUAGCACCGCGCUUCGCCUAGAGGGCGGCAAGCACCGUUGGCUCGUGCAUGGCAUCGCUGGUCACCUCCUCACCAAGUUCGCCGCGGAGCUGCGGGGGGAGGAGGAGAAGCAACACAGGCUGUGGCGCGCAGUUCAGAAGGCGGUGGCUCUUGACUGCGACUUGGGUUGCCCCUCCAUCUCCCCCCCGACCCCGGACCUGUACAUCCCGGAUGCUAUAGACCCGGCGACAGCAUACUACGCCAGACUCAAGGCGGUGCUCAUACUGCAUAUGGCCGAGGUCAAGGUACAGCCGGCGGACAUGCAGGAUGCCCUUGGCUCCGUAAUGCGUCCAAUCGCCCUGCACGUGAGGGAUGCGAAGGCGGACCUCGCUCUCAGGUAG
Molecule: messenger RNA, 1880 nt
Organism: Ectocarpus sp. CCAP 1310/34
Lineage: Eukaryota; Phaeophyceae; Ectocarpales; Ectocarpaceae
Source: the annotation of a GenBank genome assembly